This is a messenger RNA of Gastrolobium bilobum, 2416 nucleotides long. RefSeq lists its product as uncharacterized. Bases 117 to 1997 code for a protein of 626 amino acids. The record is from RefSeq and is a predicted model, not a curated record. Lineage: Eukaryota; Viridiplantae; Streptophyta; Magnoliopsida; Fabales; Fabaceae. The transcript has 4 exons.
GAUAAUUGAACGCCUUACGCAUUUCCUCACUCUGUUCUCUUCUCUUUCCCUAAUCACCGUUCGACUCGUUGGAUCUCCACCGGGUUGACUCAGCUCCCCAAGUACCUGUAUGAUAUAUGGAUCAAGAAGACAGCAAAUUGGACACUGAGAAUGCUCCCGAAAUGUCUUUUAAUCCCCAGUCAUCAGGAAAAGAUGAUAGCAAUAAGGAUACUGAACCUCCUGAAGGAUCUAGUAAACCCGAGUUGAGUGAAAAGAAUAUGGACCCAGAAAUGUCUUUUAAUCCUCAGUUAUCAGGAAAAGAUGAUAGCAAUAAGGAUACUGAACCUCCUGAAGGAUCUAGUAAACCCGAAUUGAGUGAAAAGAAUAUGGACCCAGAAGACAGCAAGUUGGGCACUGAGAAUCCUUCCGACAUGUCUUUUAAUCCUCUGUCAUCAGGAAAUGAUGAUAGCAAUAAGGGUACUGAUCGUCCUGAAGGAUCUAGUAAACCAGAGUUGAGUGAAAAGAAAAUUGACCAAGAAGACAAGAAGUUGGGCACUCAGAAUCCUCCCGAUGUGUCAGGAAAUGAUGAUAGCAAUAAGGAUACUGAUCCUCCUGAAGGAUCUAGUAAACCAGAGUUGAGUGACAAGAAUACUCCACGAUCAUUGAAGGCAAAAUCUAAAAUUGUUAAGAAAUCUCUGGCUGGUAUAUCUAAAACCAAAAAGAACAACGGUUCUCAACAGAUUCGCCGGAAAAAAAGAAAUAGGAAAAACAAAAAAGUAGUGGACAAUGGCGAAAGUUGUCACAAUGAAGAUGAGAAACAAAUUUCAGACAAUAGCCAGCAGAAGGAAACUAAUGAUGAACCACCUUUGGAGGAGAGCCAUCAAGCUCAAAAAAAUAAGGGGAAGAUCAUUCCCUUAGAUAAGGCUGAACGAAAACAGAAGAAAAAAGAGAAGCAUAGAGAGUCAAACAAGGGUUCUAGGAGUGGGACAAACAAAGGUAAGCCUAGUGAUGUGGAAAAGAGUCAGUCAAAAGACGAAAGGAGGGAAAAGCUUGGUGGUUUCAUCUUUAUGUGCAACGCAAAGACAAAGCCUGACUGUUUCCGCUACCGUGUCAUGGGUGUUUCAGCUGGUAAAAAGGAUGUUGUUUUAGGACUCAAGCCUGGGGUUAAACUUUUUCUUUAUGAUUUUGAUCUGAAGCUACUGUAUGGUAUUUACAAAGCUUCAUCUUCUGGUGCUAUGAAGCUUGAACGGAGAGCUUUUGGUGGCAAUUUUCCUGCUCAGGUGCGGUUCAAAAUUUCUUCUGAUUGUUUCCCUCUACCUGAGAGCGUUUUCAAAAAGGCCAUCAAGGAGAAUUAUAAUGAAAGGAACAAGUUCAGAACAGAGCUUACUAUUGGACAAGUGCGGAAGCUCACUAAACUUUUCCGACCAGUUGGAAUUCAUUCAGCUGUGCAGCCUAUCCAUUCCCCUCCAAAAGCAAUGAUUAGAGAAAGGGAAGCUCCUGAAGGUAUUAGAGGAUCAUGGCCCCAUUUGCACAGGGAAAGAGUUACUGGAACGUAUGCUAUACCAGAACCUUAUGAGGGAGAUUAUGAACACCAUCGCCUGGACCCUGGCUACCGGGGCAAUGUCCCUGCACAUAUUGAAAGUCUUCAAACUGAUCCUCUUUAUUUGGAUGACAGUGGACAUAAGAACUAUUUUCGUGGUGCAAUUUCUGACCAUAUAAAGGAUCCUCAUUAUGCCUAUCGCUAUGGUGCUUCACCUAGGGAUACAUAUUUGACACCUUUAAGUAGAGAGCACAUCUCUUCAAGCUCUUAUUUGGUUGGAGAAAGACCAUUCGUUCGGAAUGAUAACUUGCCAAGGAGAGAGAUUGUUCAAGAUAGGGUCUACUCAAUAUAUUCUGCCGCUGAUCCUUUGUCUGAUUAUGAUAGAAUGCAGCCGUAUCAUGGAGACAAGUUGGAGGCUUCCCAUGCACCAGUUUCACGUCGUUAUUCUUUUGCUGGCCCAUCAUUUUCCCGUCGCUGAGCUAAACAUGCAUUUUGAAUCCCUUGUCAUGUGUUUUUUACCAUAAGCUUUCAUCCUGGUGACUGACUGAGUUAGUUUAGAACUUUAUUAAUCCUACAUACUUGGUCACCUUUGGAUUUUGAAAGACAUUUCUACAUUUUGAUAUUUGAAUGCUGUUGAAUGUGCGAAUUGCCACCCAAGAAUAUGACAAUUUACAAUCCAGAUACUAGCUCUGGAACAUUUCAUGAGGGGCUUGUUUGACGUCAAUUAAUUAUUACUGAUUUGAAUUUGGGGUUUGUAGCUAAUUAACCAUAUGCUGGUUUAAUGGAUAAGAAGAUAGACCAGCAUCCUGUUGGUUAAUUUCAGCAACACAGGUUGUCAUAUGCUGUAAGCUGAUAAUUUGUGAAAGCCAUACCUGCACUAUAGAAUCCAUUACAAAC